AUGUCUACCCCAACCGAUAACACCUCCUUCAUCCUCCCCCGUGCUGGGGGCGGCCUCCAAUCCAUCUACCGCACCACUCUCAUCCCUGUUCCCACACCCAUAGCGCACGAAGUACUCGUCCGCAUCCAUGCUGUCUCCCUUAACUUUCGGGACCACGCUAUGGUUAGCGGUAGAUACCCCGCAACACUGAAGGAGGAUCUUGUGUUGGGGAGCGAUGUGGCAGGGGAGGUCGUGAGAGUGGGUGACGGAGUCACGGGGUGGAAGAUUGGGGAGCGGGUCAGUGCGGUUUUUGAUCAAGGGCAUAUCUAUGGUCCUGCUCCUCGACAUCGCCAAGUUCUAGGUGGUCACAUCGACGGCGUCCUCACCCAAUAUCGCGUCUUCCCCGAGACUGGCCUCGUUCGCAUCCCGACGCAUCUUAGCUACGAAGAGGCGGCGUGUUGGCCCUGCGCAGGUGUCACAGCUUGGAAUGCAUUGUUUGGUGCGACCAGGCUUGUACCGGGGCAGACGGUGUUGUGUCAAGGGACUGGCGGGGUGUCAAUUAUGGCGCUUAUUUUGGCGAAUGCGGCAGGUGCGAGGACGAUCAUCACGUCGAGCUCCGAUGAGAAGUUAGAAGUGAGAUCUCAUCGGAUGGUGCCCCAGCAGCUCGCAAAGAAGCUCGGUGGUACACAUACCAUCAAUUACAAAACACACCCUGAUUGGGACAAAGUCGUCCUCGAGCUCACAGACGGUGAUGGCGCGCACCAUGUCAUCGACAACGUCGGUACCAACGAGAUACAUAAAUCUAUGAACUCUGUCGCGAAUGGCGGAAGCGUCAACUGUAUCGGUUUUCUUGGUGGACAACCUAAGGAAACACCUGAUAUUCCGAUGCUUGCGAUCCCGAAGGGCGCUAUUGUUAGGGGCAUCUACGUCGGGUCAAAGCAACAAUUUGAGGAGUUACUCAAGUUCGUGGAGACGAAGGAACUGAGGCCACAUAUUCACAAGGUGUUCAAGUUUGAGGAUACUGUGAAGGCGAUUGAGUAUCUUGGCUCGGGACAGCACUCGGGUAAAAUCGUGAUCAAAGUCGCAGAGUAA
This is a messenger RNA of Stereum hirsutum FP-91666 SS1, 1071 nucleotides long. RefSeq names its product alcohol dehydrogenase protein. The transcript is spliced from 6 exons. The record is from RefSeq and is a predicted model, not a curated record. Gene Ontology annotation, molecular function: oxidoreductase activity. Bases 1 to 1071 code for a protein of 356 amino acids. NCBI's taxonomy places the organism in Eukaryota, Fungi, Basidiomycota, Agaricomycetes, Russulales, Stereaceae.